AAAUGGCCUAACGACCCGAAACAUGACGGCCGCAUGUGGUCUGCGUAUCCUCAUUUUGCAGGCCUGGUGGGAGGCGCCCAGGGAAGAAAGCUGGGUCUACCAUUCGGAGAAGGAGACUGGAGACCCUAGUGCGAGUGGAAGACGCUUCUAUAGGCGGAGAACGAACAGGACCAGAGCGAGUGCAUUCGCGUCUUUGUCGCGGUCUGGACGGAAGCAUGAUGAUGGUGGUAAUGGCGUUGCAGGUGGUCUGUCGAGAAGCGUGUCGGGUUCGUCGUGUGACUUAAGGCAGGUUCUUAUUGGCAUUGAAGAGAGAGAGGGAACGUUACACUGAGGGAUCCUAGUAGCUAUCAGUAUUACUGCGACUAUUUGUUCAUAAUUGAUCUGAUGAUCAUGAUCUAACUCAUCAAAACAGAAACUGGCCUGCCUUCGCCGCAGUUUCUUGCAGACUCGCUCAGCGCUAUGCGAGACGGCACGGCUACGACUACAUUCUAGACUUGUACCAUGAACCGUUGUACUACUAUCCGAAGAUCGUGAAAUACUACUGGAUCAAGGUCCUGAGCCUAAUCCGCCAUGCCCCAUUCUACGAUUACACCAUGCAACUGG
This is a messenger RNA of Amoebophrya sp. A25, 603 nucleotides long. NCBI's taxonomy places the organism in Eukaryota, Dinophyceae, Syndiniales, Amoebophryaceae. The record is from the annotation of a GenBank genome assembly.